Messenger RNA from Drosophila gunungcola (fruit fly), 359 nucleotides. RefSeq lists its product as uncharacterized. The transcript has 2 exons. The record is from RefSeq and is a predicted model, not a curated record. NCBI's taxonomy places the organism in Eukaryota, Metazoa, Arthropoda, Insecta, Diptera, Drosophilidae. The coding region runs from base 42 to 299 and encodes 85 amino acids.
UGCAUAAUGGGACAAGUCGUUAGUUAGAUAAGUGCAAUGGAAUGUUGUGGACACGCAACCAGGUACGGAUAAAAGCAUUUGAGCUUGGUGCAGGCAGUUACAGUCUUGUCGCCAAGAUGCAGGUGCAAGGUUUUCCACUGAUCAUUGUCUGCCUUUUGGUGAUCACCAGUUUGGAUUUGAGUGCGGCCAAUUCUUUGUGGAGUCUUGACCAGGUGGGAGCCUACUUUACUGGCAUCUUUCGAUCCGUGGUGGGUCCAAUCUUUGGCUUUGGCCUGAGAACCAACAGCACCGCCCUAUAGAGCUAGUUGUAGAUCUUACCGCACCAGACCGAAGGGAACCGGUAGCUUCUCCAUCACAUC